Molecule: messenger RNA, 656 nt
Organism: Penicillium hordei
Lineage: Eukaryota; Fungi; Ascomycota; Eurotiomycetes; Eurotiales; Aspergillaceae
Exons: 3
Coding region: 6-656 (216 amino acids)
Source: RefSeq, a predicted model, not a curated record
UUUGCAUGAAUUCCUAUGGUAAUCAUAAAACUGAAGGCAUUGAUUUCACCUCCAGCUCAAAUCCACAAAAGGAAGAAUGGUUCCUGAAGAUUAACCCCAAUGGCCGCAUCCCCGCUCUACUCGAUGGCUCGCAGCGCGUUUUUGAGAGCGGAGCAAUCAUGUCAUAUCUAGUCGACAAGUACGACACCGACCGCAAGAUCAGUUACGCUCCUGGCACUCCUGAGCACGCCGAACAAACAUCAUGGUUAAUGUUCCAGAUGGCUGGACUCGGGCCUAUGCAAGGACAAGCAAACCAUUUCCGUCUCUUCGCCAAUACGCGCUUCAAUUACGCUAUUCAGCGGUAUAUCAACGAGACGAGGCGUCUCUACUCGGUUCUCGAGUCGCGGUUGAGGGAAAGCUCUUACUUGGCGGGUGAGAAGUAUACCAUUGCCGAUAUUGCGAGCUUCUCUUGGGUUCGUGGUGCUUCUGUCUCCUUGGAGACUGACUUUUCUGAGUUUCCCGCUUUGAAGAAGUGGGUUGGCGAGAUUGAUAAGCGUGCUGCUGUUCAAAAGGGGGUAGAUGUUCCCCAUUCGACUAGGACUCCUGAGCAGAAGGCUGAAAACUUCCGGAAUUGCCGGGCUAAGAUUGAUGCCAUGCCAAAUUCUGAUCAGCAUUGA